AUGGACCAGACGUUAUUUCUGUUCUCAAGGAAACCACUCUACGAUAGGCUGCCUCAAAGGAGCCCUGUCACCCCACUUUGCAGAUGGGUAAAAGCCGAGCAUGGGCAGCCUCGCCCUUCGUGCCGAUCAACCACACGUGUUUUGCUUUCAGUGGUGGACCUGGCUUCCGCAGACCUGGAAGAGGUCGCGCAGAAGUGUGGCUUGUCUUACAAGGCCUUGGUUGCCCUGAGGCGGGUGCUGCUGGCUCAGUUCUCAGCCUUCCCCUGCAAUGGCGCCGAUCUCUACGAGGAACUGAAGACCUCCACUGCCAUCCUGUCCACUGGCAUUGGAAGCCUAGACAAACUGCUCGAUGCUGGUCUCUAUACUGGAGAAGUGACUGAGAUCGUAGGAGUCCCAGGUAGCGGCAAAACCCAGGUAUGUCUUUGUGUGGCUGCAAAUGUGGCCCAUGGCCUGCAGCAGAACGUCCUAUACGUUGAUUCCAACGGAGGGCUGACAGCCUCCCGCAUCCUCCAGCUACUUCAGGCCAGAACCCCAGAUGAGGAAGAGCAGGCAGGAGCCCUCCAGAGGAUCCAGGUGGUGCGUGCCUUUGACAUCUUCCAGAUGCUGGAUGUGCUGCAGGGCCUCCGAGGUGCUGUGGCCCAGCAGGUGAGCCGUUCUUCAGGAACUGUGAAGGUGGUCAUUGUGGACUCCGUCACCGCCGUGGUCUCCCCACUUCUGGGAGGUCAGCAGAGGGAAGGCUUGGCCUUGAUGAUGCAGCUGGCCUUGGAGCUGAAGACCCUGGCCCGGGACCUCGGCGUGGCUGUGGUGGUGACCAACCACAUGACCCGAGACAGGGACAGCGGGAAGCUUAAACCUGCCUUGGGCCGCUCCUGGAGCUUCGUGCCCAGCACCCGGAUCGUCCUGGCCAUCGGCGAAGGAGCAGGAGCACCGGGCAGUCAGCGCACGGCGUGUCUGACUAAAUCUCCCCGACUGCCAACAGGUUCCCAGGAGACGGUAGACAUUGGGACCUGGGGGGCUCUGGAGCAGAGCCCACUGUUACAGGGAGAGCAGGCAUGACUGUGCUGUUGAUUGGGAAGGGAGAGGCCUCGAGGCCCCCGGCUCUCCUGUGCAGGAACGCCUGCUGUUCACUGCCAGCCAGCUCUUGGGAUGCAGGACACACUCUCCGGCCCUGCAGAAGGGAAUCUCAGAUUCCUCAUUUUGUUCUCUCUGUGGAAACAUGUAGAGGAUGGCAAGAGGCUGUGGUGGAGGACCCAGAAGUUCAUGCUGGAGCCAAGUUUUCUUCCCUGGUUCCUACCAUGCGCGUGUCUACUGGAGC
This is a messenger RNA of Myotis brandtii (Brandt's bat), 1315 nucleotides long. It is a transcript of the gene RAD51D, whose product is annotated as RAD51 paralog D. The transcript is spliced from 10 exons. Gene Ontology annotation, cellular component: replication fork; centrosome; Rad51B-Rad51C-Rad51D-XRCC2 complex. Gene Ontology annotation, molecular function: single-stranded DNA binding; ATP binding; ATP hydrolysis activity. NCBI's taxonomy places the organism in Eukaryota, Metazoa, Chordata, Mammalia, Chiroptera, Vespertilionidae. The coding region runs from base 1 to 1056 and encodes 351 amino acids. The record is from RefSeq and is a predicted model, not a curated record. Gene Ontology annotation, biological process: telomere maintenance; double-strand break repair via homologous recombination; reciprocal meiotic recombination.